AUGGCUCCCUCGGCGGCGCCCAGCCGCAACACACUGAACCAGCGCGCCGCUCGUGCGCGUCGAAAAACCUACGUCGGCGAACUCGAGCGGCGGCUUCGCGACUACGAGGCCCACGGCGUCCGAGCCACAGAGCAGGUUCAAACCGCGGCGCGGCUGGUAGCCGAGCAGAACCACGCGUUGAGAGACGAGGUGCGCGCCCUCAGGGAGAGGUGUGCCGCGCUGGAAGGGCUACUGGCCGCAAUGUCAACGUCAACGCCAACACCAACACCAUACCCAUCCACAGACGGUGUGCCACGGCCGAGGAAGCCUGCGCUGCAAGUCUCGCGGAAGGGGUACCCGUCUCCGUCGCCGACUCAAGACCAGCAUGGACCAUCACCGACUCAAAACCAGCAUGGACCAUCAUCGACGUCGAUACCGUCACCGAUGUACUCGCAUCCUGGUCUGCCAUCGUCCAUUGGUGCUGGCGCUGACGCCGGAGCUGAAGCUGAAACUGACGAGAUGGAAACCGACGAGGAGGAGGGGGUUGAUUGCUCCGACGGCCCCUGCACUUCCCACCACCAUGACCGUGACGACCAUGGCCAUUACCAUUACCGCCAUGAGGACGACGACAACGACAACACCCACGACCACAAUCACCCUAACGCCGACCCCGGAACUGACCUCUUCCCUCCCCUCACGCUCGACCUAAACCACCCCAACAGCACGUCGUGCGCACAAGCGGCCUUGAUCAUCGCCAGCAUGCGCGGCCUCGGCGCUACCGACGCAGAUCUCAGGGCCAUCGAGGCCAUUGAAGCCGACAUCCUGCCGGAACUAGGGUGUGUGGGUGUCGUUGAGCCGUGGCCAGUCGACACCGAAGGGGUGGACACGAGCAAUCGCAACCAUAACCACAAUCGCAAACACAAUCACAACCACAAUCACAAUCUUGAUCCGAAUCCAAAUCCAAAUCGGAACCCUCAUCAUACCACCAAUUUCAACCCUCACGUCACGCAUAUAGCAGCAAAACACCCCCCAGCAGUUUCCGGCUUGAAAUGGGCUUCGAAACCCCCCUCCUCUCUUUUCACUGCCUCCAAGUCUACCAUUACCGCUACCUCUACCUCUAACACUGCCUCCACCGCUACCUCUACCUCUACCGCUACCGCCGCCGCCCGACAGGGCUGUAAAUACCAACAAGCGCGGCUGUGCGCGAUAGACAAUACUCGUCUCUUUGGGAUCCUGGACCGCGAAGCAGCGGCGUCGGAAAGCUGA
Molecule: messenger RNA, 1245 nt
Organism: Capronia epimyces CBS 606.96
Lineage: Eukaryota; Fungi; Ascomycota; Eurotiomycetes; Chaetothyriales; Herpotrichiellaceae
Exons: 1
Coding region: 1-1245 (414 amino acids)
Source: RefSeq, a predicted model, not a curated record